GGUGUACCUCUACAGGCUAUGCGUCAACACACCCAACGUCAUGCUUGCUCCUCCCUCGGCUUCAGUGACAAAGAAACCUUCAAGCUGAACAAAAUACUUACAAAUCCGAGCUACAAUCGGAAUAUCUAUGUCUCCGAAAGAUACCGAACCAUCAUCUGUCUCAUUCCGAAAGCAACCAGCUUGAACUGGGUGAGAACUCUACUUAUACUAGAGGGCGCGAUCAACUCGACGAAUGGCUUGGCGCCGAUGGAAAUGGUACGUGCAGGCCAUAAGCAUCUCCGCGUGCUAGGCAGCUAUGAAUCUGGCAAGAGGCUUGGUAUAUUACGGAAUUACUCGUCGGCGAUCUUCGUGCGCAAUCCGUAUUCCCGUCUUCUGUCCGCUUUCCGUGACAGACUGGAGAUCCACACCAAUCGGAAUCUGGCACAUCGUAAAAGGUUAAACAAACAUAUCUAUUUGAAGUUCGGGAACCAUUCUCCCGCAGAGAUGCCGGAUCUGUCGAUGCCAAGCGAGAAAUACAACGUCACUUUCAAAGAAUUCGUGGACUAUUACCUGAGUGCAGGGUCUAAGGACGUGCACUGGCGAGAACUACACAAAGUAUGCCCACCAUGUUUUGAUUACGAUUAUAUCGGCAACGUCGAAACGUACGCAGACGAUUUUAAGCAAACCGUUAAGAUAUUCGAUGCCACUUCUGCAGUGCGGUCGCUUGUGAAAGCGCCACAUGCGACAAAUAGUUCUGAGGAUGGCGUCUUGCGGAGGUAUUAUGGAACACUGUCGGAUCUUCAAAUGGAGAAGCUUGAAAAGCAGUUGAGUACGGAUAUGAAAGUGUUCGGUUAUUCGAUUCCUCGAGUAAUUCAAAGAAAUUCAAUGUAAGCCUCGUUCACAUGCACGAAACGCGGCAAAACCGCGGCGGAAUUUUAACCACGUUAAUGAUGACGUAGAGUAAUGCACUUCACGUUGCUGUAUCUUAUGACACAGCUAGAGCUCGGUCAAUACGCGCAGGAUCUUCGUGACACACAGUUUAAUUAAUUUAAAUUUAAAUUUAAUCGUAUUUCGUUUCCAGUGAUUCACCGCGGCAUAUCUGAACAAGCCUUCAAUGUCAGUGUUGAUACCUUCCAAUUAAAGUAUCAUUACACAUGUUAAGCAUGAUGUAUUACUCCAUAUCCUU
Messenger RNA from Strongylocentrotus purpuratus (purple sea urchin), 1165 nucleotides. RefSeq names its product carbohydrate sulfotransferase 9. NCBI's taxonomy places the organism in Eukaryota, Metazoa, Echinodermata, Echinoidea, Camarodonta, Strongylocentrotidae. Gene Ontology annotation, molecular function: sulfotransferase activity. Gene Ontology annotation, biological process: carbohydrate biosynthetic process. The record is from RefSeq and is a predicted model, not a curated record. Gene Ontology annotation, cellular component: membrane. Bases 19 to 870 code for a protein of 283 amino acids. The transcript has a single exon.